UAUGCAAAAUAGCGAGAAGGAUAUGGGCAAUGUCCAAGUAAAAAACAAAUGGAAACAUACCGUGUGUGUUAUACAAAAUGUCGCCAAUCAAUCAAAUUACGGAAAUGAAACGAAAACAAUAACACGGUUUUUACUUAUAUGUAUUACUUAAAACGGUGUAAUUCUCUCACUUUACAAAGAGAUGUCUUUGAAGGCAAUUAUUUUAAUUACCUAUUUAGCUGUGACUACAGCUUUACUUGAUUAUAGAAGAUGUUUACUACAUCGCGGAAAGUGUGUCUCAUAUUGUCCGCGUAAAAUGCACGCGUAUCACACGCGAUGUGAUGGUGAAACUAUGACACAAAAAACCUGCGACUCACCUGAAGCCUCUCUCUUGGGCUACACAUGCGGCUGGUCCCGAUGUGAUUGCAAUGGAAACUUGGUGUAUGAUGAGAAGUCAGGAUUUUGCGUGACUUUAGAGUUCUGUGAACAGAACAAGUUCCCUGAUGAAGUGAGGCGAAAGCAUGGAGAUACAGAUAUGGAAACCCAAAGGCGGACAAAAAUACGACCCUCGAAGAGGAUUAAGAUCCCCGAUGACGAUCCUUUAGUACAUUUAACGUAAAUAAAUAAUAAAUCAAU
Messenger RNA from Pieris rapae (cabbage white), 615 nucleotides. RefSeq lists its product as uncharacterized. The transcript has 3 exons. The record is from RefSeq and is a predicted model, not a curated record. Bases 182 to 598 code for a protein of 138 amino acids. Lineage: Eukaryota; Metazoa; Arthropoda; Insecta; Lepidoptera; Pieridae.